GAUAAAAUAAGAAAGCUUCACCGAUAAAUCAUAUCCACACGUCUCAAUCGCCCUGCCAUCAACUCCUCGGGGAGCUUGGCACAGAGAAGCACAACAAGAAAUGGAGUCUCUUAUUUUGAUUCCACCAACUAAACACGUUUCCAUCACAAACUCUUCUGUUUUUUCCUUCCCAUUCAUUUCCAGAAAGCGCGCCAUCAAAUUCCCACAAUUUUGUCCACAGAUUAUCCAUUGCAACGCCCGUUUGCAUGCUCAAACAACUUCCAGGUCUUAUAUUCGGAAUGGCCCACCGUAUGGGGAGGAAGAUGAUGAUCCCGAACUGGAGGUUGAAAGCCUCAGGGUCCCUGAUGAGUGGUCGGUUCCUUCAAAGGCAUUGGAGGAAUCAGAGUGGCUUAGGGUUACUUUGCACAAAUGGUUAGAUGAAGAGUACUGUCCAGAGGAAACUAAUGUAGAUAUAAGCAAGGUUGCUGCAAAGUCAUACUACAAUUCUUUGUUAAAGAAGACGACCGACCUAGGCGAAAUUUUGUUGAAUAUGGCAAGAGAAUUGGAAUCUAUUUCCUAUAAGGAAAGUUUUCAUGGAGCAUUCUCUUCUGCCAAUGCAGCAGUGAACUUAAUUGCACAAAGAAUAGAACUGUCUUAACUGUAUCAACCACUUCAAUUUUGAAAGUAACUAACUAAUUUGUCUCUUUUACUUUAUUUUCUUACUAGUAACUCAUUUAUGGUCAGACCUAUAUUUCUGGACAAACAAUUCAUGUAUUGCUUUAUUUCUUCAAUGUCAACGCAACUUUCUUUGACUAAGUAUGGAUGUUCCACGCACCAGAUCUUGCACCACUCCUCUUGGAAGGUUUGCUAUAAGUAAAAGUAGAGCUUCUUCUA
Molecule: messenger RNA, 873 nt
Organism: Cucumis sativus (cucumber)
Lineage: Eukaryota; Viridiplantae; Streptophyta; Magnoliopsida; Cucurbitales; Cucurbitaceae
Exons: 2
Coding region: 101-637 (178 amino acids)
Source: RefSeq, a predicted model, not a curated record